UUAUACAUAGGUACUUCAGUGCGAGUAAUACAGUCUGGGAGUCGGUGCUCCUUUUCAGUCGUUCAGUAUUUUCCUAUUUUCACGCAAGUUGAAAAUUUUCGAGUUUUAAAUUACGAGUAUGUUUUGGGUAUUAAGGAGAAGUAUAUUUUCGGACAAGGCGGCCGCAUUUUUCAAUGCGUUGAAUAAUAACAAUAAUAAUAAUUAUAGUAAUAAUAAUAGCAAUGGCAAUUCAACAUCUGCCGGUAAUAGCAAAAUAAAUAACAUGAAAAAUAUCGGAUACAAUAAAUUAUCUUCGUACGACGACUACAUAUUAGACGAGCAAAAUGGUAAUAUUGAAACUAGCGAUGAGAAAAGUAUCAUAGGCAAAUUCAACGCAGUUGUUGACUUGAACAAUACGUCCGAUUUCGAAGAAGAAUUAACCGACGACUCAGAUUACGACGAAUCUCUCACAUGUAACGUUUGCGAUAGAUCAUUUUACAAUCGUAAAAUGCUCGAGCAACACCAACAGAAGAAGCGUCACUUCGGGUGCUCCGCCUGCGACACGUUAUUCCCAUCGAUAAUGCAACUAGAACAUCACAAAGAAGAAUUCGAUCACUGGUCCGAUACGGAGACCAGUGCUUUGACUUGCCAUCAUCACCAUCAUCAUUACUAUCAUCAUCGUCAUCACCACUCGAAUCAUCAUUGUCACGAGGACGACGAUGACGAAGAUGAUUACGAUGACGAGGACUCGUACAUAGAAUCGGGCGAGGAAAUGGAACGAUUGCUGUAAAUUACCAUGUGGAUGACGAUAUUACGAUUUACAUAGAUUAGGUUUUAAAUACUCUUCCCUCCCUCUUCUCUCUUUACCUACCUACGUUCUACGUUAUAUUUGUGUACUGAAAUACUGAAUUUUUUCUCACAAUCGGAUUGUAAUUCGGUUUUUGUAAGUUUCGAUUUCGAAUCGUGUAUAUUUUUUUCGACGAGGAUGCAAGAAGAAAAAUAUGGUAUAUUAGAUGAUACAUAUCACGAAUAAAUUUUGGAGUACUUCGUCUCGGAGUAUUUAUACAAAAUAAGUUGUUGGAAAAGAUAUCAAGAAAAAUAUUACGUUAUCUUAAUUUCGACGUAGAUAAAACUUACCCUUUAUCUGUUUGAUUUUGAAAUUUACGAGGCAAAACUCGUUUAAAACUUUCGGUACUGGAAACAAGGUGGCGGAAGGCGAAUUUCGCAGCCACGAAAUCGGUACGCAAUUUAAUAUAAGUGCCAUUCUCGCGUCUCGUGUCGUCGUCGCAUUGCCGCAAUUAAAGCACCUCGCUCGGAUGCGGCAAACGAUUCUAAUUUGUUUAUCACCUUCUUUAACUAUGUGUUUGUUGGAAUCGAGGUUUAAAUUUUGGAUUAAAAUUGUACCUACUUUCUGCCGAACUGAAUGCUCUCACAUCUUCGCAGGUACUUCUCUAUGGCAAAAUGGCAAAACGCCUUCUAAGUAUUUUAAACCGCAAUAUGGUAAAAGGCACAGACUUCCUAACGAAUUCCAACAACGACGCGAGGGCGAGGCGUAUAGCUCGAAUGCCAUCAGUUUAUAUAAAUGAUAAAUUGUGGCCGAAAUUGUUCCAAAUAUUCAUAACAUUUACCUCGGCCGCGUUCGUAUAUACUUAUUCUUGCUCAGUAAACAAUCAAGCGUACUACGGUCGUGUCGAGCCCGAGACCAAAUUUUAAAUUAAUAGCAAAUCCGACUGGCUGAGAGAAAGAGAAGUUUCUCAAAAUGAUGCGAUUAAUUUGCUCAACUUUGCCGUUUACGUUUCGUCCUGCUCGCUGAAACAAUAUUCGGGUAAUUUGCGGACGAGUACGAGAGAAAGAGAAUCGGUUCGGGUCUCCAUUGUUUCCGAAUAUUAUACCUAUAAUCCUGCGUAUAUAGGCAAAGUUUUUCCUCCGUUUGUAGAUAUUUUAUUGAAAGAAAUGCCAUCCAGGUAUUCAAUUUGCUAUAGUUUCCUAUACAUUUAUAUACGCCGUACUUGUAACUAUUGAUCUGUGUAAAAGGUUCCGUGCCAUUAUACUUUGGAAUAAUUGUCGAUUUUGUCGAAAAGUUUUCACCAAAUUACAAAUUGAUACUUGGGAAAUUUAGAAUUGACCUGCGUGUUUAUACAGGGUGUCCUCAUGAUCACAGAACGUGUUUUUUUUUUUCAUGAAAUCGGAAAGAGUGUUACGAUAAAUCAGAGGAAACGAAAAAACAAUAAAAAAUAUUUAUUUAAAGUCGUCAAAAAAAUAAGCACGACUAAAAAAUCAAAAGGACUUCAAGACCUUUUACAUAAAAUAACAUCAAUGAUAGACGUACGUAAAGCGAAUGACCGCGUCAAAACAAUAUUUACAAUCGAAAGACGAUUGAAAAAAAUAUAAAAUUUAGGAACCGUUGGUGGCCAAAUAUUUCUAAUAAAACGUAACGAACGAAAAUAAAAUUUCCCGAAUAAUAAACGAAAUAAAUUUACGAAUAUCUCAACACUCCCUGUUACGAUAAAUCAGAGGAAACGAAAAAACAAUAAAAAAUAUUUAUUUAAAGUCGUCAAAAAAAUAAGCACGACUAAAAAAUCAAAAGGACUUCAAGACCUUUUACAUAAAAUAACAUCAAUGAUAGACGUACGUAAAGCGAAUGACCGCGUCAAAACAAUAUUUACAAUCGAAAGACGAUUGAAAAAAAUAUAAAAUUUAGGAACCGUUGGUGGCCAAAUAUUUCUAAUAAAACGUAACGAACGAAAAUAAAAUUUCCCGAAUAAUAAACGAAAUAAAUUUACGAAUAUCUCAACACUCCCUGUUACGAUAAAUCAGAGGAAACGAAAAAACAAUAAAAAAUAUUUAUUUAAAGUCGUCAAAAAAAUAAGCACGACUAAAAAAUCAAAAGGACUUCAAGACCUUUUACAUAAAAUAACAUCAAUGAUAGACGUACGUAAAGCGAAUGACCGCGUCAAAACAAUAUUUACAAUCGAAAGACGAUUGAAAAAAAUAUAAAAUUUAGGAACCGUUGGUGGCCAAAUAUUUCUAAUAAAACGUAACGAACGAAAAUAAAAUUUCCCGAAUAAUAAACGAAAUAAAUUUACGAAUAUCUCAACAAAGAGAAUGCUUUAAAAAUUCAUAAUCAGAAUUUCAUGUUGGCUAAAUUUAUUUUUCGAAUUUUGAUGCAUUUUUGAAAAUUUAAAAAUGCUGGAAAACCAUCAUUAUUGAACUCAACCCCCCUCUCCCCUUGAAAAGGGUGGGGCGGUUUUUAUUCAAUGCUCCAAAAUUUCAACAAAAUGUCAAAUAUUGAGUGACACAUUGUUUUAUAGGGUAUUGAGACAGAAAUCACAAUUUUUACACGUUGAAACUGAAAGCUAAAAUCAUACACUUGAGUGUCCUAUUUUUGAUCUUAAAAGUCAUUUUUAGCAAUUCUGAAGCCUCCAGAAAAUGUUUGAAAAAAAAAACUCCAAAAUCAAUCAAGUUACAAACUAGAUAGAGCGCAGCUGUAACAGUGUGCAUGAUCUAUGUUAUUAGGGAAGCACAACAUAAUUUCCAAAAAAAAACAAUACAACUUUGGAAAAAGCACAACGCGAUUUCGAAAAAAAACAACGCGAUUUUGAUUUUGAAAGAACAACAAGACAUCAAAAAAAGCACGACGUGAUUUUGAAAAAAGAGGACACAACACAAUUUUGAAAAAGCACAACACAAUUUUGAAAAAAAAGUACAACGCCAUUUUGAAAAAAAGCACAACGCAGUUUCAAAAAAAAUCACAACACGAUUUAGAAAAAACGAGAUUUGGAUUUCAAAACCACAACGUGAUAAUGCGAUUUAAAAAAAAACACUCAGGGUGCAAUUUUGAAAAAAAAACAACAUGAUUUUGAAAAUAAAGCACAACAGGAUUCUGAAAAAAAGCAGUAGGUACGCUAUUUUGAAAAAAAAGCACAACGUAAUUUGGAAAAAAACAACGCAUUGGAUAAAAAACAACGUGAAAUCGAAAAAAAGCACAACGCGAUUUUUAAAAAAACACAACAGGAUUUUGAAUUGAAAGCACAACACAAUUUCAAAAAAAUAAGCACAACAUAAUUUUGAAAAAAAGCAACGCGAUUUUGAAUAAAAAACAACGCAAAAUCGAAAAAAAGCACAACGCAAUUCUGAAAAAAAAAUCACAGCACAAUUUUGGAAAAAAGCACAACACAAUUUUGAAAAAGAAGCACAGCUAAAUUUUGAAAAAAACGCGAUUUGGAUUUCGAAAACACAGCGCAAUUCUGAAAAAAUAAGCACAACACGAUUUUGAAAAAAAAAGCACAGCGCAAAUUGUGAUUUGGAUUUUGAAAGCACAACGCUAUUUUGAAAAAAAUUAGCACAACGUGAUGUUGAAAAAAAUCACAACGUGAUUUUGAAAAAAAAUCAUAGCACAAUUUUGAAAAAAAGCACGCGCGAUUUUGAAAAAACGUGAUUUGGAUUUCAAAAGCACAACGAGAUUUUGAAAAAAAGCACAACAGGAUUUUGAAAAAAAAGCACAAUGGGAUUUUGAAAAAACGUGAUUCGGAUUUCAAAAGCACAACGGGAUUUUGAAAAAAAAGCACAACGAGAUUUUGAAAAAAAAGCACAAUGGGAUUUUGAAAAAAAGCACAACAAGAUUUUGAAUGAAAAGCACAAUGCGAUAUCAAAAAAAAAGGAAAACGCAAUUUCAAAAAAAAGCACAACGCGAUUUUGAAAAAAGGCACAACACAAUUUCAAAAAAAACAACACGAUUUAGAAAAAAGCACAACACGAUUUUGAAAAAAAAAAAGCACAGCCAAAAAUGCAGAAAAAAAGUAGCCCAUACCAUAAAUUGAUAAAAAAAAAAUUAGAAUAAUGGAGCAAAAUAAUUUUUCGAAAAUUGUUUGAAAAUUUAUCAGAAUAAAAUUCACUAAAAAUUGAUGAAAUAAAAUUAAAAUAUGAGAGAAAUUUUGCAAAAAUGUUCAAAAUGCUUACUUAUGAAAAAAAAUUGUGAUUGGUUGCAAAAAAUGGUUCCAAUAUCGAAAUGAAAUGAAACUCUGAAAAAAUCACAUCAAGUAGAUAUACCUACCAAAUAAAUACCGAAGAAUUACGUAUCGUUGAAAUUACUUGAAAGUUACCAAAGAUUGAUGAAAUUUCGGCGAUGAUAGUGCCAUUAACUCCAAAAUUGUGAAAAAUCCUGACAGGAUAAAAUUUAAUUUUUUCGUGAUCAGAUCGAAAAAUUCUAUAAAAAUCACCCACCGGUACGUAAUUUUGAAAAAAAAGUCGUCCAAAGUUGGAAAUUUUACCAUCCAAAAGUCAUCAAGAGGUCCACCUUUUUAAUUUUUUCAAUUGAGCAGACAGCUUGGCUCAGUUGAAUCCUCUAAAACUGAUUUUGGAUUUUGAUUUCAAUGACCUAUAAGCUGAGCAGAAUCUCAGAUUAUCUUUUGAAACCUGACCAUUUUUUUGCAAAAUAGGUCGAGUUUUGGGGGAGGGGAAGGGAGAGCGAAUUGAGGCCCCACAUCGGGGGGAUAUUGGAAGAGCCAACUCAAAAAUUAAGUCGAUAUUCGUAUUCAGCUUUUUCAAAAACGUUUGAUUAUAAAACUGGAUUUUUUCAAAAUUUUCAAAUUAUAGCUUCAAAAUUCAGCGAGCUUUUGAAAAUUGAGAUUUCAAAAAAAUGUCCACUUUUGAACUUUUGCAUUUUUUGGAAAAUAUUUUCGAAACUACUCCUAAUUUCUUUAAAACACAGCCAACACAUUUUCUCUCAGUCACAGCAAUUGUGAGUACUUGGACUUCAAAACAGGCAAAUUUGAUGAGGAACUUCAAGUGCUCAAAAAUAAAAUUCCGCCACAGCUGGCAUAAGAGGGAUGGGAGGAGGGGGGGGGGGGGUUAGUUAUGACAAUUUUCCUUUUUCCCCAAUGCGAACCAUACAAAAUUUUUUGAACAAAAUCAGAGCACUUACACCCAAAACACAACGAAUUUUACAUGGAAUUGCCCUUUUGGAUAACCAACAUUCAUAUUAUCUUUUGUGAUUUUUUGGACACCAGGUAUAUAGAACUGAAAUUUCAAAAUUGAAAAGUGAAAUAAUAACCUAACUAUGGAUAUUUUUAAUAGAAUUAAUUUGAACGAAUACUUACAUAUUUGACUCGUACAUAUCGCAAAAAAUUGACCAUUAUCAUCACAAUAAAACAUAAUUAUACCGUUCAAAAAAAACAGUUUUUAAUUUUUAUUUUAUUUUAAAUUAUUUUCUUAUUUUUGAAUAAGUUAAUUACACAUUGUUAAAUUCUGUCGUAUUGUUGAUUUUUUUGUAUAUUUUUUUCUUUUUUCUUUUUUUUUUGUAAUAAUUUUCAUUAUUCUCGAUUGUAAGUAUACGAUUUUCCAUCGUUCGAUGUAUCGAAAAUUUUUUUUUUAAUAUUUACGUAAGUACACAAAUAUUAUUACGAAAUUCUUUAAUUAAAAAUUGAGAACAAUUCUUCCCAAAUGACUUCCACUCAACUGUUUAAUUUUUUUUAUAGAUAAUAUAGUAUACCUAAAAGAAUUGCUUGAUCGUGUAUUCGUGUAUCAAUAAUCAAUAUUUUUACGUAUUUUUCUGUGUAUAAGAAAUAAGAUUCCAUCUCGUACUUUUGAUUUCAGUUACCUUUCGUACAUAUGUGAGUAUUACUUAAGUAUGUACCUUACCUAUUGUUGUAUGUUUGUCUGCAUACUUUUUAGUUACCCUAUCUCCCUUUUCCCUCUCCUGUUCCUCUUUUCCAAUUUGUAAGUUACUAAUUUAUUACGAUUGAUACCUACCUAGAGAUACCUACAUACCUACGUACGCUAAUUUUACACAUAUCGGAAUCGUGUUACUUACCUAUACUGGUAUUACUGGAACAUAUAAAUUUAUUUUUUAAUAUGGAAAUGAUGAUACUCAUUAUUGAUAGCAUUUAACAUCAUCCUUUAUUACUUGGUAGAGAAUAGAUUUAUUUACUAUGUUUUAAAUUUAACAAUCGCAAGCGACCCUUGGGCUGCUUCAACUUUUACGAAUAUAUUUGAUGUUCUCAUUGAA
Molecule: messenger RNA, 6985 nt
Organism: Planococcus citri (citrus mealybug)
Lineage: Eukaryota; Metazoa; Arthropoda; Insecta; Hemiptera; Pseudococcidae
Exons: 4
Coding region: 119-769 (216 amino acids)
Source: RefSeq, a predicted model, not a curated record